GUGGUUCCACAGGAGGAAAGCACACCCAGUCACAUUAAAGAAGCCAAACUGUCUGCUUCAAAGAGAAAAGGCAACAUCCUGUCACAGGCCAUGCUCUGGCAAAAAUCCACAGCUCCAGAGCAAGCUCCUGCCCCACCACGGCCAUACCAGGGUGUUCGAGUCAAGGAGCCAGUGAAGGAGCUACUAAGGAGAAAGCGUGGCCAUGCCAGCAGUGGGACAGCUGGCCCACCUACUGCGGUGGUGCUGCCCCACCAACCCCUGGCAACCUACAGCACAGUGGGUCCUUCCUGCCUUGACAUGGAGGUUUCUGCUUCCACAGUGACAGAGGAGGGGACAUUGUGUGCUGGCUGGCUCUCCCAACCUGCCCCAGCCACCCUUCAGCCCUUGACUCCAUGGACACCCUACACGGAGUAUGUGUCCCAUGAAGCUGUCAGCUGCCCCUACUCAGCUGACAUGUAUGUGCAGCCUGUGUGCCCCAGCUACACAGUGGUGGGACCCUCCUCGGUGCUGACCUAUGCUUCUCCGCCACUCAUUACUAAUGUCACGCCAAGAAGCACUGCUACGCCCACCGUGGGGCCCCAGCUAGAGGGCCCAGAGCACCAGGCACCCCUCACCUAUUUCCCGUGGCCUCAGCCCCUUUCCACACUGCCCACCUCUGGUCUGCAGUACCAACCUCCAGCCCCAGCCCUGCCUGGGCCCCAGUUUGUCCAGCUUCCCAUCUCUAUCUCAGAGCCAGUCCUUCAGGACAUGGAUGACCCCAGAAGAGCCAUCAGUUCCCUGACCAUUGACAAGCUGCUUCUGGAGGAAGAGGAAAGCAACACAUAUGAGCUGAACCACACCCUCUCUGUGGAGGGCUUUUAGGGCUGCCUUGCACCUACCAGCCCUUUCCCUGGAAACUGAGAUUCAGAAUGCAUUCAGAUGGAGCCUUGACUCCUGUCUGUUUGAAGUGGCUCUUUCAUAGGUACCUUUCUACCCAAAGCUGAAUUGUAUUCCUUCCUUCCUCCGUUCUUCCUUCCCUCCAUCUCCCUCCCAUUCUAUUUUCCUCCUUUCUUAUUUCUUCUUCCAGUCUUCUUACUCUGGAGGGGGAAAUUAUAGCAAUAUUAGGAACAGAACCUUAUACUGAACGUCACCAAGUCUGCAGCUCUGAGUUUCCCUUUGGUGUCACAGUAUUAGAGAAGUGACCCUCUCUUAGGUGACUUUGAUUUCUGGUUGCAGUAGCAUUAUAGAUCUGUCCUAAGAU
This is a messenger RNA of Onychomys torridus (southern grasshopper mouse), 1240 nucleotides long. It is a transcript of the gene Pou2af1, whose product is annotated as POU class 2 homeobox associating factor 1. Gene Ontology annotation, molecular function: POU domain binding; DNA binding; transcription coactivator activity. The transcript has 5 exons. Gene Ontology annotation, biological process: positive regulation of transcription by RNA polymerase II. The coding region runs from base 91 to 861 and encodes 256 amino acids. NCBI's taxonomy places the organism in Eukaryota, Metazoa, Chordata, Mammalia, Rodentia, Cricetidae. The record is from RefSeq and is a predicted model, not a curated record. Gene Ontology annotation, cellular component: RNA polymerase II transcription regulator complex.